GACUGUACCGAUGUUAAAGGAAAGUUGGCCCGCAAACUGAGCUGUUACAUUUUAACGGGGAUAUAAGUAUAAGAACUAAGAGACGGGGAGUUGUCCAUCUAGUAAGAAAUAUCGCACCACACCCAGUGCAACGUUUUCUAAAGAUGACCAUUCGCCUCAUAAUUAUCCUAUUAGUCUGUGCCGCUGGCUGCAUCUUGGCACAGUUUCCAGAUGGAGAUUUAACACACAAAGGAACUAGUUCACCAAGACGAUUUAAGCCACAUACACCUCGCGUCACACCCACUGCACAAUCAGUUUUCGCCAAUCAAAAAUUCAGACGCCCUAUACCUAUAAAAGCUCGGCCAGUACAGUCGUCGGAUAUCGCACCAGAAGUGCCAGUAUUUACUCCAGGAGCUGGUGGACGGAAUCUCCGACCUCAAGCUCCACAUGCAUCCAAACAAACUCUCAAUACUGAUAGUGAAGAAAACAGUUCGUCCUUACAGACAAAUUCUGAAAUAAAACCUGUUAAUGAAGAAAAUGAAAAAGAUGAAGACAUCGUUCAAGUGCUAUCUCACUCAGGAGCUGUUUCAAGCUUCCAUCCCACAUCCAGUAACCUUGUGACACCUGCGCCACAACCAAUUCCUGUUCAAUAUCGUCCUUUACCAACUGUUUCCGUAACGAAACCAACUUUACUUCCUGAUCAAAAUAUUCUUCCAGUCCAAUAUCGUCCACAUAAGGGAAAGUCUCACAAACAAAUUGAUGACAUUUCAGAUGGGCGAUCUGCGUAUGAUCAAACUACAAUUCAUUUUAGAUCGAAACCAACGAAACAACAAAAAUUAACAGAAGACAUUCAAGACAGUCAAUCUUUAUACGAUCAAGGAUCGAUUCAGUAUAGAACGAAAACAUCUAAACCUCACAAAUCGAGUGAAGAGAUUCCAGAGAGUCGAUCUGAUUUUGAUCAAAUUUCUCUUCAAUACAGAUCAAAACCAUUAAAACAACAUAAGUAUAUUGAUCAGGAUUCCCGAUCUUACAAUAAGCCAAGGCAGCCACCUAAAAAAUUAACAGCAGAGACGGACUACUAUACGACGCGACCAAAGAAACCAGUAGCACAGGUGAUUAGACGAUAUCGAGAAGAAACUGAUGAUGGUUCCAUUGUUUGGGGAUUUGAAAAUGAUGAUGGAUCUUAUAAGGAAGAAGUCAUUGGAAUCGAUUGUAUAACACGAGGAAAAUAUGGAUAUGUUGAUCCAGAUGGUAUUCGACGUGAAUACACAUAUGAAACUGGAAUUAAAUGUGAUGAAGAGGAGCAACAAGAAGACAUUUUAAACACUUUUGUAGACUACCAAGAGAACAAACUAGUAUUACCUAGUGGCAAAACUAUUGAUUUGUCCAGCAUGGGCAAAAAACAAGCCCGCCGUCCACAAUUUACUUACAGAAAUUAAAUUUUAAUUACUAUUAUGAUGUUUUAUUUAGUUAGGACCCUAUUGUAAAUUCCCGUAUGAGAUCCCGUAUAAGAUCACUUAUGGUUUCUCAUAUGAGAUACUACAUGAGAUCUUACGAGAAUCCUAUAUGGAAACUCAUGAGAAAAAUCUAAUGAGUAUCCAUAUAGAAUUCUAUAUGAGAUCUCACAUAGGAUCCCACAUGGGAAUAUGUAGUAGUUAUUUUUUUAAAAAAGUAUGAGACAUAUUUUAGGUUUUAAACAUAAAAUAUUGUUGCUUUAUAUAAAAUGAACUCAAAAUUUUGUCCGAUUUUGCGUAUCUCUCACCGUUUUUGAGAUAUUCACAAAUUUUUUUUCAAAUUUCGACCCCAUAUGGAAUCCUGUAUGGACACUGAUGAGAUUCUUCUUACGAGAUGUCCAUAUAAGAUUUCGUAUAGAAUCUUGUAUAAGAAACCAUAAGCGAUCUUAUAAAAGAUCUCAUAUGGGAAUUAACAGUAUGGAAGCGAUUUGUACAUUAUUAUUUCUUAUGUAAUUUAAUAUCUUCCAUUAUACAUCUUAUUUAAAAUUUAUUUUUAUUAUUAAACAAUAAUAAAAUAAUUAAUUUUUGAAAA
Messenger RNA from Leptopilina boulardi, 2025 nucleotides. RefSeq lists its product as uncharacterized. The transcript is spliced from 4 exons. Gene Ontology annotation, molecular function: structural constituent of chitin-based larval cuticle. The record is from RefSeq and is a predicted model, not a curated record. The coding region runs from base 144 to 1418 and encodes 424 amino acids. Gene Ontology annotation, cellular component: chitin-based extracellular matrix. NCBI's taxonomy places the organism in Eukaryota, Metazoa, Arthropoda, Insecta, Hymenoptera, Figitidae.